Molecule: messenger RNA, 1583 nt
Organism: Cuscuta epithymum
Lineage: Eukaryota; Viridiplantae; Streptophyta; Magnoliopsida; Solanales; Convolvulaceae
Source: the annotation of a GenBank genome assembly
AGAUUGCUUAUGGAAAAUGCAAAAUAAGCAGGCUUCCAUUUUUGGGUUUGUAUCUCAUUCACGCGACCCGAUCAACUACUACUCCUAUACUUGCAUCCAUACACACACAAGCUAAUUAAUACGUACGUAUACAGUACUCCCGAAUUCUCUUCUCGAGAUCGCCAAAUGCCAAAUCUUUGACCUCCGAUCCCUUCCUCUGCAUUCAAACGCGCGCGAUCUACAUCUCUCCCCAGCCGUAUACGCGAAAUGGCGAUGGAAGCUGCGGAAUCCAACCACGACUCAUCUGCCGUCGACGAGCAACACGAGGAAUCUUCGCCUCGGGAUUCAUCGCCGCCUCCUUCGUCUCCUCCUCCUACUAAUCAAGACACAGAGAAGUCAACUUAUGUUAAGUUCCUUCUUUCAAAUCCCGAAGCUGGUUCUAUUAUUGGAAAAGGUGGCACUACAAUUAAUGACUUCCAAUCACGAUCCGGCGCUAGAAUUCAGUUAUCACGCAACCAUGAAUUUUUCCCUGGUACAUCUGAUAGGAUUGUGAUGGUAUCUGGGAUUGUUGAUGACAUACUCAAGGCACUUGAUCUUAUUCUUUCAAAAUUACUGGAUGAGUUUUUUGUUGAUGAAGGCGGUGAUGCUGAGCCACAAUCAAAAUUUAGAUUAAUUGUGCCCAAUGGUUCUUGUGGUGGAAUAAUAGGGAAAGGAGGAGCCAUCAUUAAGACAUUCAUUGAAGACUCUGGAGCUGGAAUAAAGAUUUCUCCUCAAGACAAUAGUUUACCUGGGUUUCAUGAUAGGUUGGUGACUGUAACUGGUACUCUUAAUGAACAAAUCCGAGCUACUGAAUUGAUUUUGUACAAGUUGGCAGAAGACACUUCAUAUAUGCAGUCCAUGAAUGCCCCAUUUCCAUAUUCAGCAGCGUAUAUGGGAAUGAACUAUGCACCAAAUGGAGUUGGAGGGAGAUUUCAGAAUAACAGAUACCCAAACAAGUUGCAGGAGGAUAGGAGCGACUCCGUGACAAUAGGGGUUGCUGAUGAGCAUAUUGGAUUGGUGCUCGGACGGAAUGGGAGAAACGUCAUGGAAAUAAGUCAGCUUAGUGGAGCAAGGAUAAAGGUCUCUGACCGGGGUGAUUUCAUAUCCGGGACUUCUGACAGGAAGGUAACAAUUACUGGCUCCCAAAGAUCAAUUCGUACAGCUGAGGCUAUGAUCUCCAGGAAAGUAGCUUCUGUCGUUGAGAGGUGAUGGAAGGGAAGGGGCCUACAUUAGCUUGUUGAGAAGGUUGUUCUUAAUGGUCACAUUCUAAUUUGCGAAGUCUUGAACUGCUUAUCUGAGGCAAGGAGAGCAAGUUUUUAUAGAAGCAAGUUAAGCUUUUAGGCAUAAGUGAUCAUAAUUUAUUUAAUCGAAAAGGGAUAUUAUUAGUUGGUGGUUGGUACAUCUGACAGUAGCGUUAUUGAGAAUACUUCCCGAAAAUAAUUAUUAUCUAUAAUCUAUAAUUUUUGAGAUACUCAGGGACAUUACAUUGGAUGUGCCACUAUGUUUGGGAAGUUUAAUUACUCCGUAUAUUGCUUCUGUACAAAAUAUGGUUAUUGUUAUCAAGA